CGAGGUGACGGCUCGAACAACCCGGGCAACAAUUUGCACGUUUCUUCCUUGAGCCACAAGGUCGACACUCGUGAUCUCGAGGCGGCCUUCGCAAAAGUUGGACGAAUUAAGAAGGCUCAGGUCAUGUAUGAUCCUCAUACGCGUGAGUCGCGCGGAUUUGGGUUCGUGACCAUGGAGACCCCCGAAGAGGCGGAUGCCGCCAUUACUGCGUUGAAUGGUACUGAUCUUAUGGGCAAGAAUAUGACAGUGGAGAAGGUGAGGAUGUGCGCUUUUCAAUCGUUUUCUUGCCUUAUUUUGCAUUGUAGGCCCGCCGAGCUCGCGCUAGGACUCCGACUCCCGGCAGGUACUACGGACCUCCGAAGCGCAACGAAUGUGCGUUUUCAAUCUUUUCAACAGAGAAAGAGGAAGCUGAUCUCGUUCUUUGCAGUCGAACGGCCCUACGAUCCUCGUCCGUACGACAGCCGCUACUCUCGAUUAGAUGAACGCCGCCCGCGCGGACGUUACGAUGACGACUACCGUGGUGGCGGCGGGAUGGGCCGCGACUACGACCGAGGAUAUGGCCGCGACUACGACAGGGGCUAUGGCCGCGACUAUGACCGCCGUGGUGGUGGUGGUGGUGGUGGCUACGAAGGUGACAGGCGCUACUGA
This is a messenger RNA of Laetiporus sulphureus 93-53, 648 nucleotides long. Its product is annotated as RNA-binding domain-containing protein. The transcript is spliced from 2 exons. The annotation marks the transcript as partial. Gene Ontology annotation, molecular function: RNA binding. The record is from RefSeq and is a predicted model, not a curated record. Lineage: Eukaryota; Fungi; Basidiomycota; Agaricomycetes; Polyporales; Laetiporaceae. Gene Ontology annotation, cellular component: spliceosomal complex. Gene Ontology annotation, biological process: positive regulation of mRNA splicing, via spliceosome.